AAUAGUGCAUUUGUAUUUUUUUUUUAUACUUUUUUAUAUAUAUUCUCUAAUAAAUUAGCAUAAUUUGCUUAAUACAAAGAAGCAACAAAAUCGACGCGUUAGUGUUUUGUGGUGAUAUAAGUUUUGUGCAAGCACGCAUAAGUAACAACAUACAGUAUAUUUAUAUGCUUUCGCCAAGUCUCAACGCGUAUGUGCUAGCUAAAUACAAGUGUGGUUUUUGCUGUUGUAAACUAGCAUAGCUAAAAACAUAAGGACGGAACAAGUAUGGCGCGUUUAGUAUUCAGCGAAAAAAUCAAAGGAAAACAGCGUUCACGGCCACGCACGAAAGGAUGGCGCGGUGUGAGCUUGCUGCUAGAACCAACUACUAAGAACUGGUGGGAGGAUCCUGACGUUGUUGUGGCUUUCAAUUUACCGCGCAUAAGUGCUGCCUUGGAGCGUUUAAUUGGCACCAAUGUGGUGCGUCUAACCGAUCACAAAUUCAUGAGUGAGCUGCGACAGCGACUGGAAGAGGAAAGCCGCAUACAGCUGGAGCGUCGCAUAAACGCCAGAGCGCUCCGUGAGGUGGAACGUGAACGUCUCCUAAUCAUCGAAGGCAAAACGGACGAAAUACCUGCCGAACUGGCCGAUGAUCCCAUAUUUGUUGUCAAUAAAAUUGCGAAUAAAGAAAUCCAAAAGGAGCGAGCCAAGCUCAAAACCAAUCGUGAACGCAAUGCGGAACGCUUAAAGGCGCAAGGCUCGAAAUGGGAACGCGAAAGACAAAAGUAUGUGGAGGAAGAACAAAUGCGCGUUGAGAAGAUAAAAGAGCGCAAUAAGCAGCAAAAUGAGCUCGAAGAACAGUACAAGGCCGAAGAUGCGGAACGUGGCAUGGAUUUACUGCGCAUCGACAACGAGGAGUGGCGCGAGUGUGAACAGGACCUCAAGCGCUUCCUGGAGGAGGAGCGCGCCAAAAUGAAGGAGCGCUCAAUGCGCGUGCCGACACCAUUCACAUCGGAUAAAUUGGAUAUAUUAAAUAUUGUGCGUGCCAGGAAAAAGUUCCGCGAAGCCGAACAACGUAUUUGCAAAGAAUUAGAGGAGGGCGCCAAACCAAAACCAGUUGCUAAAGACAUUAAACUCACCAAGGAGCUGGUGGAGAAGACGGCCGUCAUACAAAAGCAUGUACAGGAUAUCAUACAAGCCGAAACCGAAGGCAUCUUCGAGCCGGCUAUAAGCAAAGAGGCGGCCAAAGAGAUGUCUGAGCGUGAGAAGGAAGAGCGACAACGACGCAAAUACUUGGAUGAUGCCUCCGAUGUUUCCACCGAAUCGGAGAUCUACGAACAGGGCAGCACCAUAAGCGAAUCGAAGCGGCGCCAUGCAGCCGAGCUGGAAGAAGAAAUGGAGUAUGAUGUGGAGCGUGGUUAUCUCAUUUCCAAAGCGCAAUUUGAGCAGUUACGCUAUCACGAUGAUAAGAUACUUAUGCUGCAGAAAGCAUCGGAUAUGCGUGAACUAUAUCAACUGGCCGAGGAGAUAAUAAUUGGCGAACGUGUAGAGGAAGAAGUCGUAGAGGAAGAAAUGGUGGAAGAGGAAGAGCAACCGGUCUACGAGGAAGAGGAGGAGGAGGAACCCAUAGAUAACAAUUUCUAAUAGAUGAAAAUUGCAGACGGAGAAUGCACUAAGCUGCAAACACACAAAUAUUUUGCGAAAACACGCACACACGCUAAAUUUUUGGUAGUUGUAAAUGAUGAAAUGCAGGCACGUUAGCAGCAGUGAGUAGUAGGUGAUAAGUACUGCAGGUACUGGCUGGCUGCCUUUGAUAAUAGGAAACUAAAUUACUUACCAACAUUUUCUAUGGUUAGCUUAGGAAAGAUAUACGCCUGUGUAUUUUUUUUUUUUUUUUGUUUUAAUUAUGUUUUCGAAAACAAAAUUCUUAAAGCAAAGAUCAUGUAUGUUGUGCACUUAGUUACCCGCGUGGCAAACUCUUAUAACAAAAUGUAAAACUGAUUAAUUCAACUCAUAACCAGUUAAAGAGAAUAAUGGCAAAUAAAGUUGUUUUGGACUAAAUUUGCGAAAUAUCA
Molecule: messenger RNA, 2051 nt
Organism: Bactrocera latifrons
Lineage: Eukaryota; Metazoa; Arthropoda; Insecta; Diptera; Tephritidae
Product: RNA-binding protein 25
Exons: 9
Coding region: 265-1620 (451 amino acids)
Source: RefSeq, a predicted model, not a curated record